CGCCCCCGCUGGGUGUUUGUGGUGGGGCUGCGGAGUCGCCGAUCCCGCCGGAAGCGCCAGGACAAUGGGGACCCGGGACGACGAGUACGACUACCUAUUCAAAGUUGUGCUCAUUGGGGACUCGGGCGUGGGAAAGAGUAACCUGCUGUCCCGCUUCACCCGCAAUGAGUUCAACCUGGAGAGCAAGAGCACCAUCGGCGUGGAGUUCGCCACCCGCAGCAUCCAGGUGGACGGCAAGACCAUCAAGGCGCAGAUCUGGGACACGGCCGGUCAGGAGCGCUACCGCGCCAUCACCUCGGCGUAUUACCGUGGUGCGGUGGGCGCCCUGCUGGUGUACGACAUCGCCAAGCAUCUGACGUACGAGAAUGUGGAGCGCUGGUUGAAGGAGCUGCGGGACCACGCCGACAGCAACAUCGUCAUCAUGCUGGUGGGCAACAAGAGCGACCUGCGCCACCUUCGGGCCGUGCCCACGGACGAGGCCCGCGCCUUCGCAGAAAAGAACAACCUGUCCUUCAUUGAGACCUCCGCCUUGGAUUCCACCAAUGUAGAGGAAGCCUUCAAGAACAUCCUCACAGAGAUCUACCGCAUCGUGUCACAGAAGCAGAUCGCAGACCGCGCAGCCCACGACGAGUCCCCGGGCAACAACGUGGUGGACAUCAGCGUGCCGCCCACCACCGACGGACAGAAGCCCAGCAAGCUGCAAUGCUGCCAGAACCUGUGACCUCACCCCCGCCCCCUCCACUGCCCCGAGCCUGCGUGCACGUCCUCAUCCUCCCAGCCACCCGCCUCCCCUAUCCCCCUGGGACCCCUGGCUCCUGCCCUCCCCAUGAGCCCCCGGGAGCCGGAAUCCAGCGGUGCCUGCCUGUCCCUGCCCUCCACUUCUGCCCCUCAUGGGCCCCAGGGGCUCCUUGGUGGGCAGGGUGCACAGGCUGGCUGGCUGAGCAUGCUUCUUGCAUUUUCCACGGCAGACUCCCUGGGACUGGUUCCCUCCGCCCUCUCUCUCUGGCUACUGGGCCCAGCCGGCCCCUCGCCCCACCCUUAGCCCCUCCAGGCUAACACCACAGAGGCAGGAGGUUGGCAGGGUGAGGGCAGGGAGCGGAGGGCAGGCAGACCCUGGGCAGACACAGGGCAUCGCACAUGCUCCCCAGAUUUGGCCAGCAUGCCCUGGACGCCUCCAGCUCCUGCCUGCAGAGAAGCCCCUCGACCCCCGUCACCCCUCCGUUCUGCACGCAGCUCACGCUCCACCUGACGCCCACCCCUGUCAUCUCCCCCUCUGGUCAGGAGCCUGCUCGCCAGGGAAGCAAUAUCUGUGUUUUGUACAUACGACCGCUCAUGUGGCCUCUGGUUUUUGUUAUUGUAGAGACAGACACGUAUUCUUUAUACACUUUGUCAGAUUGACGCCAAACCCCCGCUGUCGACCUCUUCUUCGCCCCGUGCCACCGCACCGUCCCCCUCAACGCCUCGCGCCCCAGACUAAAGUGUGUACCCGACUUCUAGACGGAAA
Messenger RNA from Echinops telfairi (small Madagascar hedgehog), 1504 nucleotides. RefSeq names its product RAB11B, member RAS oncogene family (gene RAB11B). Gene Ontology annotation, cellular component: recycling endosome. Gene Ontology annotation, biological process: regulated exocytosis; constitutive secretory pathway. Gene Ontology annotation, molecular function: GTP binding; GTPase activity. The record is from RefSeq and is a predicted model, not a curated record. NCBI's taxonomy places the organism in Eukaryota, Metazoa, Chordata, Mammalia, Afrosoricida, Tenrecidae. The coding region runs from base 65 to 721 and encodes 218 amino acids. The transcript is spliced from 5 exons.